CCUGACUGGGAUACACACACAUCAUGGCCAGCCUGCGAGUCCCACUCCUGGUGGCUCUCGUCCUUCUUGCUGUGGCACUUCAGACCUCCGAUGCAGGUCCCUAUGGUGCCAAUGUGGAAGACAGUAUCUGCUGCCAGGACUACAUCCGUCACCCUCUGCCACCACGUUUCGUGAAGGAGUUCUACUGGACCUCAAAGUCCUGCCGCAAGCCUGGCGUCGUUUUGAUAACCAUCAAGAACCGAGAUAUCUGUGCUGACCCCAGGAUGCUCUGGGUGAAGAAGAUACUCCACAAGUUGGCCUAGGGAGAAGGGCCUGAUGACCACGGGUCUGGUGUCUCCACAAGGCUCAGCAAACCCUAUCCUUCUGCCAUCCAGCAAGAGCCUUGCCAACAACUCCACCUUUGCUCACCUCCAUCCCCUGGGUUGUCACUCUGUGAAGCCUCAGGUCCCUGUACUUCCUGUCCGUCCCCUCCAGCUCAUUCUCUUCCAACGUGGCAGCCGGGAAGCACUUCUGGCUAGCCUUACCCAAUACCUACUCCCCACUGCUUUAGAUGAGACCAGGGUCCUUGUUUUGGUGCCUUUGGAUCCUAUGAUGCCUUGGCCCCCUUCUCUUCUUACAUGUAGGGAACACCAAUAUCUUUCAAGUAUGUGCUACCCAGUUCCUCUUCCUCGGAGGCUGCUGGGACCCGGAAUAUUAUCCCUGCUGCAGGCCCUCUCCAGCACCACUCACCUCCCAGGCUUCCAUCCGUCCCAGUCCCAAGCCCCAUGCUUCAGACUUCCUUGGCCCCCACCUACACUCAGAAUUCUGGGAGUCUCAGACUGGUCCACUAGGCCCCAAGGGAGGAGGUCCCCACAAGAGCUCCUCCUGUUUCUCGGUCUCCAGCACAGGAGUGGGCUCAGAAUCAGAUUUCUGAAAGGAGCUGCAAAUUCUACCAGUAAAAUUAAUCUUCCCCCAUCCCUGAUGUAGGCAAAAGGCAGUCUCCUCUCAACACGGAGACUCAGGUUGUUAGAAAGGGGCUAUGUAGGUCAACUGUGACCUAAAUUCACCAAGAAUCAACUUCCAUCCAUCCCUCUUCAACCGAAUGUUAGGUCUUUUACUUUUUCUACUUCUGACUCCAUGCCUGUGUAGUUGAUAAUCAAAGUCAUGCUAUGGUGACAGUGAUCGCCAUAGCUUGGUAUUAUAAGCUAUAGUUAUAUUUAUAUAGGAAAGAGGAUAAAUAUAUGUGAGGCCAAAUAGACGAACUGGAGAGUCUUAGGACCUGGGGGCAGGAAGGACCAUACAAAGCCCUUCAGAAAGCAGCUGGUUGUGGGAGCUACAGGCACAGUGGCAUAGUUAAAUUAAAGAACUUAGUUGAAAUUAUUCUUGAGUGGCUGGGGCCAAGUCAGGAAUUUAAAACUCACUCUUGCUUCCCUGGAGACAACAGUGCCCCAGGGUGGGGAAAUAAAUCUGCUUGCUCCUCUGGAGGGAACAGUGGCCUGGCUUAGCUGAGUGACUGGAUUGCGUGAGCCUGAGGACAUUGCUUUUCCCCUCGGAGCCUCAGCUGACAGAAUAUGGGACCACAAAGGGUUUUCCCCAACCCACAGGGACUGACAGUGCCAGCCACAGCUGUGUCCAGGGCUUAUGUCCUUCCAGAAGGAGCACCCGAUGACCAGGGCCACCAUUAGUGCUACUCUGCCCACUGCCAUGCAUGUCCUGAGGGUCACCUCCUCUCCUACUUCUGGGAAAAUAAAUGCUCGUCAAUAGUG
Messenger RNA from Rattus norvegicus (Norway rat), 1745 nucleotides. RefSeq names its product C-C motif chemokine ligand 22 (gene Ccl22). The record is from RefSeq and is marked provisional. Lineage: Eukaryota; Metazoa; Chordata; Mammalia; Rodentia; Muridae. Gene Ontology annotation, cellular component: extracellular region. Gene Ontology annotation, biological process: immune response; cell chemotaxis. Gene Ontology annotation, molecular function: chemokine activity.